Iphiclides podalirius (scarce swallowtail) is the source of this 297-nucleotide messenger RNA. Lineage: Eukaryota; Metazoa; Arthropoda; Insecta; Lepidoptera; Papilionidae. The record is from the annotation of a GenBank genome assembly.
AUGAUAUUGCUGCGGAACCCGCGUGUCGCGAGACUACCGCCGGUGGUCGGCGGCCCUGACCGUCUUGCGCACAUCACACCGAUAAUGAGACGCCGGUUGACGCGACGGGACCCAGACCCGGUGACUAGGCGCAUACCGCCCGCGCGUAGGUCCUCGAAUGGUUUAGCAAUUUGUUUGUUUACCCUUUGUCGCGUGCAAGACACGGACUUUGGGCAAAAUACCACGUGGCACUUUGUACCGGCCAAGCGGUCUGAAGGGAGUAACGGCCACACCAAAAGAUGCAAAUUAGCGUUCAAA